Molecule: messenger RNA, 4206 nt
Organism: Daucus carota subsp. sativus
Lineage: Eukaryota; Viridiplantae; Streptophyta; Magnoliopsida; Apiales; Apiaceae
Product: pectin acetylesterase 8-like
Exons: 13
Coding region: 156-1388 (410 amino acids)
Biological process (GO): cell wall organization
Cellular component (GO): plant-type cell wall
Molecular function (GO): pectin acetylesterase activity
Source: RefSeq, a predicted model, not a curated record
CACAGGCCUAUAAGAUAAGUAUAGUUGAUUAAAAUUUGUAAUUUGUGUGGUUAUUAUGUAUUGUAAUGUAUUCUCAUUUAUAAGUAUCUUAUAAGAUUAAGUGUUCAAUUCUUUUUAACUACUGUCACUGUUAGAGAAUCAUAUGAUAUCUGAUCAUGAAGAUGGGAUCAAUCCUAGUAGUACUGGUACUUGUUAAUGCAGUUCUACAUGGGCUUCAAGCUGUGGCAAAUCCACCUGAUUUGAUCAAGAUUCAGAGUGCUGUUGCAAAAGGAGCAGUGUGUUUGGAUGGGAGUCCACCUGCCUACCAGCUUGACCGGGGGAAGGACAAAGGAGUUAACAAGUGGCUGUUACACUUGCAGGGAGGAUACUGGUGCACUACAGUUGAAGAAUGCAGCAUGAGAAUGAAUGACAGCAGCGGUCUUGGUUCAUCUAUUAAAAUGACGAGUCUUUAUUUUACUGGAAUCUUGAGUGAUAACAAGGAGCUAAAUCCAAACUUCUAUAAUUGGAAUAGGGUCUAUGUAAGAUACUGUGAUGGUUCCUGCUUCACCGGUGACAAACAAGAAUCUUCGGUUGAUGGACCGUACUACAGAGGUGGUAGAGUUUUCUACGCUAUCAUGGACGAGCUUUUAGAACUUGGAAUGGAAAAUGCUAGCAAUGUAUUUCUUACGGGCAAUUCUGCAGGAGGAUUGGCAGCAAUGUAUCAUUGUGAUAGGUUCAAGAAUAUACUGCCUCGUUCUACUGAAGCUAAAUGCCUAGCUGAUGCUUCCUUUUUCAUUCAUCUAAACAAUCCUUCUGGCUUCGUAAACCUUCAUGGAUCAGUUACAUAUCUACCAUUAUCAUGCACAUCAAAGAUGGAUGCUGCCUCGUGCCUCUACCCCCGGAAUGUUGUUCCAGAUAUCCAGACUCCUAUGUUCCUCUUGAAUUCGGCAUAUGAUACUUUUCAAGUUGCAUCAACAAUCCGGUUGCCAGAAAAUUCAAAUCGUUCUUGCUUGUAUAAUCUAACUGGCUGCCCUACCGCUGUACUGGAUGCCUGGAUAAAUUUUAGGACGAAGUUUUUGCAAGAAGUGACUGACUUGGGUAAUCUUUCCACGAGAGGCUUGUUCAUCAACGCGUGCCAUACUCAUUCCCAGUCUGAGUUUCAAAGUAAAUGGCUGGGGGAUCCCGAUUCUAUGCUUGAUAACAUGACAAUUUCAGAAGCUGUGGGAGAAUGGUAUAAUGACAAUAAGCUAAUCCAACUGAUUGACAGAGAACACAUCUAUCCCAGACAAUGCGUUGUCGAUGCUUCUGAGCCAUAUGCUUGCAACAACUAUACUAUUGGUGCAUCUUAUCUUUGUGACGUAAACCAAAACAAAUCAAACAUACCCAGUGUAUCUCACUCGUAUGACUGAGUGGAGCGUAAGAUGUAUUAUACUUGAACUAAAAAAAUGUAUUGAUAAAUAUAUAUAUUUGUGCACUUAUAUAAAUGUUUUAACCAUUUAUAUAUUUGGGGAAGUCGUCAAAAGUUGACAAUUUUAAGGCAAACUACUGAUUCCAAUAGGCGGGGAACCAAGAGUGACUUGCCACGUCAACUUUGACAACCUCGUGGCAAUCCUGUUGGAGAUGCUCAAAGCUAAAAACAUUCUUUCUUUUUAUUAUUUUUUGCAGUUAUUAAAAUUAGUUUACAUGUUCUGCAAAAAACCAUCCUUAACAGAUAUACUCCCCAUCCUUGCAACCAUCAUAUUAAAGUUCUCCAUCCCAGAACUCCUCGACUGACUUAAUAAGGCCAGUUUCAGAGAUAAAUAUCUCUCCGCGGCUUGUCCUACUCUGUGGGAUUUCAGCUAUAUUCUUGAAGUCUUCAUCGCUUAACUCCCAGUCGAAAAUAUCAAGAUUCUGCUUCAUUCUCAGUUUGUUGAAGCUCUUCAUCACAAUCACAACUCCUUGCUCAUAAAUCCAUCUCAAAGCCACCUGAGCUACAGAUUUUCCUUUCGACUCUGCAAUUUUCUUCAGAACCUCAGAUUCCAACACUCCGUUGCUUCCCCAAAAGGUACCUGAUCCUCCAAGUGGAGAAUAGGCUGCCACCAUGAUUCCAUUUGCAUUACAGAACUCUCUUAGCUUUCCUUGUUGCCAUGCUGGGUGCAUCUCCACCUUUGAUCAUAAAUUGAUCAGUAAGAGCAAAGUGUAAAAUAAUACCUCUGAAUAAAAUCCGGACUUACUUGAUUAAUAGCUGGAAGAAUCUUGGCAAAAGCAAGAAUAUUAUCAAGCAAUUUGCAAGAGAAAUUACUGACACCAAUUGAUUUCGUAAGGCCAAGUGUCUGGCACUCUUCCAUGGCUGUCCAAACAGAUUUGAUAUCCAUCGGGACAAUAUCUUCAACGUUUACUGGAAAAGGUACCCUGGGCUUCAUGCUCACUGGCCAAUGUAUAAGAUACUGAUCAACAUACGUGAACUUCAGCUUCCUGCACAAGAAUAAACACAUAAGGCCUUGGUUCAAGUAAAUACAAAUGAACAAGUGGUGCAUCUGCACUACUUCAAAGUUGCUUGAAGAGCAGGGAGGACGCGAUCUCCAUGAUUAUCAGUACACCAGAGCUUAGAGGUGAUGAAGACUUCCUCGCGAGACUUGAUAAGGCCAAGACUCAAAGCUUGAGAUAUGGCUUCACCAAGAGCCUCCUCUGUUUGGUAAAGAGCAGCAGUAUCAAACAUCCUGUAACCGAGCUCAAUCGCUUCAAGCACCGCUUUUAUAACAGUUUCUGGUCCUGGAAAUGGAUCAGCUGCUGUCCCCAGUCCCAGAACUGGCAUAGGCCUCGCGUUCCCAGAACUCAAAGUAACCUGUGGAAUACUAAGUGAUGCCAUUUUUUUACCUGCCAAGCACCUCUGGUUUGUAUGGUUAUAAUUUACACUUACAUAAGAUAAACCUCUAGAAUACUCCAUUCAUUUAUUUUGUAAAAUGGUCAAUAUCAUGAAUUUCAAUACCCACACACCUGUAUUCUUACCACACUACAAAAUUAUUUGAAUUUGACGUGCACAACAAAAAUUAGAUAAAAGCCAUUGGUCACUGUACUACAAGUCACCCUCUGAGAAAAAAUCAUUGGGGAAUACUUAUGUAUAUAGAAUAAUUUUUUUCAAAGUUCUCCGUCCCAGAGCUGCUCGAGUGACUUGAAAGGGCCUGCUUCAGAGAUGAACAUCUGAGCAAGGCCUGUCCUGCUCUGUGGGAUAUCAGCAAUCUUCUUGGACUCUUCAUCUGUCAACUCCCAGUCAAAAAUUUCGAGAUUCUGCUUUAGUCUCUCUUUGUUGAAGCUCUUCAUCACAAUGACAACCCCUUGCUCAUAAACCCAUCUCAGAGCCACCUGAGCUACAGAUUUUCCUUUCGACUUUGCAAUUUCCUGAAGAACCUCAGAUUCCAACACCCCCUUGCUUCCCCAAAAGGCACCUGGUCCUCCAAGCGGAGAAUAAGCAGCUAUCGUGAUUCCAUUUGCCUUACAGAACUCCAUCAGCUUCCCUUGUUGCCAUGCCGGGUUCAUCUCCACCUAGGAUAAAGACACAAGCUCGAGGAUGAAACUGAUCACUUAAAUUGUUUAGUUUGUCAAUUUGAGACUUACUUGAUUGACUGCUGGAGGAAUCUUAGCAAAAGCCAGUAAAUCAGCAAGCUUCUUGCAAGUGAAAUUACUGACACCAAUUGAUUUUGUAAGGCCAAGUGUUUGGCACUCUUCCAAGGCUGUCCAAACAGACUUAAUGUCCAUCGAAACAACGUCUUCAGGGCUAAAUGGAAAAGGUGCUCCAGGCUUCAGGCUCACCGGAAAAUGUAUAAGAGUCCUUCGAAGGGCAGGGAGGACACGAUCGCCAUAAUUAUCAGAGCACCAGAUCUUAGAAGUGAUGAAGACUUCGUCCCUGGACUUGAUCAAACCGAGACCAAGAGCCUGAGAUAUGGCUUCACCAAGAGCCUCCUCUGUUUGGUAAACAGAAGCAGUAUCAAACAUCCUGUAACCGAGCUCAAUCGCUUCAAGCACUGCUCUUACGACGGUAUCUGGUCCUGGAAGUGGAUCAGCUGCUGUUCCCAGUCCCAAAACAGGCAUGGUUUUCGCAUUCCCAGAACUCAGAGUAACUUGUGGAGUGCUCAUUUUUCAGAUGGUAUAGAAAUUGCAGGUGAAUUCUCUUGUUUAAUAUGAGCAGGCUAUGAGUUCAGACUUUGAGAGAAAAAAAUCUAUGUUAUGAGAAGAAAAAUAUCUUUGCAA